AUGGUUCAAAAAUCUGAUGGAUCCUGGCGUCCUUGUGGCGAUUACCGCCGUUUAAACAAUGUUACCAGACCAGGCCGGUAUCCUCUCCCUAACAUUUGUGAUUUUACAAACAAUUUAAGAGGUUGCAAGUUUUUCUCCAAACUCGACCUAGUGAAGGGUUACAAUCAGGUUCCCAUCAUACUCUAUCCUACUCCCCCAGUUCUACCCUACUCCCUAGCUCUAUCCUACUCUCCAGCUCUACCCUACUCCCCUUGCUCUACCCUACUCAUGAGCUCUAUCCUACUCUAUCCUACUCCCCCAGUUCUACCCUACUCCCUAGCUCUAUCCUACUCCCUAGCUCUACUCUACUCCCCAGCUCUACCAUACUCCCUAGCUCUACCCUACUCCCCAUCUCUACCCUACUCCCUGGCUCUACCCUUCUCCCCAGCUCUACCCUACUCCCUAGCUCUAUCCUUCUCACCAGUUCUAUCUUAA
Messenger RNA from Eurytemora carolleeae, 474 nucleotides. RefSeq lists its product as uncharacterized. The record is from RefSeq and is a predicted model, not a curated record. Bases 1 to 474 code for a protein of 157 amino acids. The transcript has a single exon. Lineage: Eukaryota; Metazoa; Arthropoda; Copepoda; Calanoida; Temoridae.